AAGAGGAGCUUCCGUGUUUCAUCCCUUCGCGCCGGCUCGGAUCCGCAUAGUCGCGCGGGCGCGUUCGAAGGAGACGAACCGGCUGACUCCGUUGUCGUCGAUCGGAUCGAGGAUCGAGACGAGAUCGGAUUUUCCGUGAACCGUGUACGAUCGGGUGGUGGUGGUACAUACAUACAUAGUGCUUUUUGUGGUUGGUGGUGGUUGUGCGAGGCGCGGUGGUGUAUAUUCCAGCCGCAGAUCGCAGGCGCGCGCGCUCGCCCGUUCUCGGAGGAGAGAGGGAUCUCCCGAGGGUGUGAGAGAGGGAGCGAGGGACGUAUAAAGGGAGUGGGAAAGAGAUAAGGAAGGAGAGAGAGGCGAGCGAUCGAGACACGGUUUUUGCCGCCCGGCGCGGCGUCCGCUCCCUCGUGUGUAUACCACCUCGCCGAGAAAGAGAGGCAGAGGCCUCUCGGCGCGUGCCGCGCGACGGAUAAAAAAGGGGGAGCGCGUGCUACGUCCGCUUGACUACUAACCCAGUGACUGGAACUGUAUACUAGAAGGGAAGAAGGGGCAGAUAUCACGACUCGAUCUCGCUACGGACUUGACGUUUUCCGAUAUUCUCGCGCGCGAGACCGGGAGUUCGUCGCCGUGAGACCACGCGCUUCGUUCUCUGAACGCGCGCGCACACUUCGGUUGCACCCGCUCGCCCGCGGUGAACAGAUCAAAGACGAAGACUGAAAACAAGACGGAACGAAAGGCUAACCCUCGCGUAGAGCUUUGUAUACCGGUGGGAGAGAGAAAGAGGCUUAACUGUGUCGGGGAAACCGAGGAAGGACAACAUUCUAACCAUAAUUAUAGCGUUGAACGAUACGACCGCAGGCGAGGACACGCAGUGCGGUACCGAGGAGGUUGUCGCUAACCAGGGAGGCGAUCAGCUCCAGAGGAUGACGAUGGACGGCAUGGAAGUGGUGGGCUCGCAGCCUCACGCGGCCACCAGCCCGUUUCUUUUGUCGCCGCCACCCCUGGGACAUCACCAUCAUCAUCACCCACACGCCACUUUCAAUCUGCAAACCGUGCAACUGAGCUUCGACGCGUGUCUGCCGUACAACACGGCCACAUCCUCGAAUUCGAUCGUGUGCGGCGUGGGCGGCACGUCGUCGCCGGCCGCUACCGUUUGCACCUCGUCUACCAGCUGUAACAAGACGAUACCGACCCUAUCGCUGACUCCUUGCGUCCCGCUGCAAGCUCAGCAUCAGAACAACGUCGACGUCGCGGAACACCAUGCCCGACAGCAUCAUCAUCAUCAUCAUCAACCGCAUCCGCGGCUGGACGAGCAUCAUCAGCAUCAUCGGCACGUCGACGCCUCGUCGCCGGCGAGCGACAUCACCGAUGGGAAACGACACUUGCAGGCUGUUAACGAGGAGAAAGAUUGCUCGAGGGAGUGCAGGGACGAUCUUCAGGAACCUAGCGAGAAGGAAAAAACAGGUGACCUAAACACGCCGGUUACCACCAGCAGCGAUUUACCGUCCUUCUUCGGCCCCUCCGCGCUCGUCGAGCCACCUCCUAUUUCAGGCAGCCUGGCGGGCGAAGACCUAUCUCUCGAAGAGGCAACCGCAGAGGACGAUGAGACGGCCACCUCCACCGGCAGGGAUCACCGGCACCACCACCAUCAAGAGUCUCAGGAUCAGCCCGGUGCUCCACCAUCGACCAGUCCGCCGCGUCAUCAUCAGACCCAAGAGGACGCGGACCGAUGCAACGUGCUCCAGGGCGGAGUGAUCCUCUACUCGUCGCCCCAUUCCACCUCCUCUGUCUCCUCGGCGCCCGCGUCCAGCGUCAACAUCUGCAACGUGCCGAAGCUGACCUACCACGGGGUGUUCACCACCACUUGUACGCAGUCGUCGCCGCUGAACACGUUGCAAACUCAGCAGCAACAACAGCAGCAACAGCAGCAGACGAACCAGGAGCUUUGGGGACCGUUGGCCUCCCCUACGCUGACGUUGGCAGGUCAACCGUUCCUCCACCCGACCCUACAUUCAGCCCCGUACGGUGGCGAUACCGUCGAACUCCUGCCCGUCGAAUCGAAGCCACCCCCGCUACCAGGUUAUCAUGAGACGCCUACGACCACCGCAGCGGCGUGGCUGACGACGCACGAGGACGCUUACGAUCCGAAUCUCCUGUCCCAUCAUCACCCUCAUCACCCUCACCACCAAGAGACGACGCUGAAGCAAGAGCCGACCAGCGGCUACGGACCAGCGGUACAACAGCAGCAGCAACAACAACCCCAACCGAAUCAGCAACCGCAACAACAGCAGCAGCAACAGCAGCAACAAGGGCCACCGUCGGCCGGUACAGCGGGCGUCCAGCUGGCGGAAUACAACCCCAGCACGUCGAAGGGCCACGAGAUCCUCUCGCAAGUUUACCAGCAGAGCGCUCUGCCUCUGAGGCUGGUCCCGGUGAAACCAAGGAAAUACCCUAAUCGACCGAGCAAGACUCCGGUGCACGAGAGGCCGUACGCCUGCCCCGUCGACGGCUGCGAUCGCAGGUUCUCGCGGAGCGACGAGCUCACCCGACACAUUCGCAUUCACACCGGCCAGAAGCCGUUCCAAUGCCGCAUCUGUAUGCGGUCGUUCUCCAGGAGCGAUCAUCUCACUACUCACGUGAGGACGCAUACCGGUGAGAAACCGUUCUGCUGCGACCAGUGCGGUCGUAAGUUCGCCAGGAGCGACGAGAAAAAGCGGCAUGCGAAGGUCCACCUGAAACAGAGGCUGAAACGCGAGGCCACCCAUGCCUCGGCGAGGAACCACCCUCAGAGCCACACCUCGCCGUGUAAUCAGUAAAUGGUCGUAGGAUUGCUAACGUUCGACGUCCAAACGCAUUCCUUUUCCAAGAACGUUGCGACAGCUCUGUCAGCCAUUUGCCAGGCGACGAGGGUAACGACGGAGACCUUUAGGCGGAACACACUUGGCUGCCGUCACCGACUGAUCCGUCAUCGAUCGUCGUCGGCAAACGCCAACCGAUCGACCGACGGGGAUCGCGUUGGCCUCGCGACGGCAUUUUUUCGACGCGUGAUACCGAGCUUACUCGGACAGUAGUACGUAAGGAAUCUCGUUGAAUCCUUGUAAAUAAUUUUUCAAAGCCUCUGUCCCGAACGGUAUGUGUCGUCGGUCUAAUCGGGGGUUGCAGUAUCGUUCUACUGAUCUCUUUUACCUGGGGAUGAUCGACGAAAUUGCGAUGCCUCGUUUUUCCGUUUUUAACAUGACCCUUUCGCCCGCGGUGAAAAAAGGGUUGGGACGUUUCGCCGCGGAGCGAAAAAUCUCAGCCUCGCCGAGGUACUGUUAGGUCGUUUCCUCGGCGAACGACGCUCGCGGUGUUUUCAACUGGACGGGAAGGGACAUGAAAGUGCGUUCGGAGAGAGAAACGGUUAUUUACGGCGGUCGCGUUUUAUGCCCUUGUUUGCGAUCGGGAACGGAGAUGCAGAUGCGAAAAUCGGCGCGUAGAUUCCGGUACUCCGCCUCGAAAUGUCCCGGUGUCACGGAAACCUACCGCUGUUUCUCUCUCUGUCUCUCUCGCGCUCUCCGAGCGUAGAGAAUCGAUACCGCCCGCAGCUUCCGGGAAUCAGGGUGGAAUUCACCGACGGAGAAAGGGACGGAGAACGCAUGCAAAUCGAGCAUGCCAGAAAAAAAGGAAAAACAUAAGGUAUACGCUUUUUGAAACGAUCAGCCUGGCUGCUUCCUCCCGAUCGAAACCGGGUCGGACGAUUCUUCGACGAUCCUUCCCAAUACCGCCCCCCCCUUCAGUCGUGGUCCGCGCGAAGCUUCGAUGAAAAUUGUGGCGAUCGAUUUCGAGGUAUCGCAUCUCGGUGUUUUCUAAGUAUUUUUAUAAAUUACCACGCUCAAAAUCAAUGGGUCCGCGUUUCGCGAUCGGCUGUCGCGCGGGCCAACGCAACCCCCGACGAUCACGCGACCGACCAGUAUGUACACGCAUACACACAACUACUUUGCGUCCUGGAACCUCGUGUCUUUCAAUCAUACAAUCGAAUUAAUCGCUUCUUAUCGUCCUCUACCUCGUCCCCGAUACGUCUUUCGUGUUCCGGACACGCUAAAUCUCGGAAUUUUUCCCGUGUUUUUUCCUCGUGCCAUUAGGGACGCCGAUAGUAAAAAAAAAUAAGAAGUGAUCUUUGCUGUCGAUAGAAGAAAGUAUAGACGUGUAAGUCCAUCCGAUUCACUGGCAUAAGAAGUUCAUAUUAAAUUGUAUUUUAAUAAAGAAUCCCCGUAAACGAGUAGGCGAUCCUUAAAACAUUAUGUAAUCGUAAAAUCAUUUUUCUCCAAAGUGAAAGUUAUUUUUCGUUCAAAUCGGCGUCUCUACUUCGUAUAGAUUUAUGUCCAUCUCGCGUAGAAUCUCUUAGCUUCUGAACCUCUUUCACCGCCAGCAAACCCCACGGAGUUAAAUCGUGAAAUGAAUAAAUUCGCGAAUCAUCGUCGUUGUUGAAACGGGAGUUCUCCUUUGUAAAUAUGUACAUAAAGUGUUAUACAUAUGUACACAUAGGUUUACGAGUCUAAUCGCAAUCGUGCUGACGAAAGACAGAGAGAGAGAGAGAGAGAGAGAGAGAGAGAGAGAGAGAGAGAGAGAGAGAAUAUAA
Molecule: messenger RNA, 4615 nt
Organism: Ceratina calcarata
Lineage: Eukaryota; Metazoa; Arthropoda; Insecta; Hymenoptera; Apidae
Product: dendritic arbor reduction protein 1
Exons: 2
Coding region: 921-2813 (630 amino acids)
Biological process (GO): regulation of transcription by RNA polymerase II
Molecular function (GO): RNA polymerase II cis-regulatory region sequence-specific DNA binding; DNA-binding transcription factor activity, RNA polymerase II-specific
Source: RefSeq, a predicted model, not a curated record